Molecule: messenger RNA, 2865 nt
Organism: Closterium sp. NIES-65
Lineage: Eukaryota; Viridiplantae; Streptophyta; Zygnematophyceae; Desmidiales; Closteriaceae
Source: the annotation of a GenBank genome assembly
AUGACUCUGGCGAAGGCGAAGCGCAGCCUUAGUCUUAACUCCUCGCGAGUCGAGGGCGCUCUUAACUCCGUCGCGCUUAAUCCGCUCUUCGAAGUACUCGCCGGCGCGCCGCGGUCCCCCGAGUCGGCUGCGCGCCGCGACGUCGCGCCCGGCUCUGGCGGAAAGGCGGCGGCUUACGGCAAGCCUGCGGCGGAUCUGACGGCGUGGACUGCGGACGUGGCGGCGGCUGCUGCAGCUGCGGUGACGGCGGCGCCGGCGGCGCCGGCUCCAGCGGCGGCGGCUGUGGCUGUGUAUGCUGCGGCGAAGGCGGACGCGGAAGGGGAAGCGGAUGACGAGAGGGAAGAGAAGGCUGGGGAUUCAGAAGUGGGGAAAGCUCGGGGGAAGGAAGGCGCGGAGAAGGGAGGGGGAGGAAGCAUGGCGCAAGUGACUGCACAGCCGGGCAGUGGGGAAAACGAGUCGGCGAAGGAAGGAGAGGUCGUUUUUGAGAAUUCUCAAAAACCGGCAAAGGGGGAAGCGGAGGAAGAAGGGAGCACGGACAAAGAUACAGAGAAUGAGAAUGAGAAUCAGGCUGGGGGGGGAACACGGCUCGAAGGGGCAGGCGCUGACGUGGCGAAGGUUGCUGACGCUGACGCAGGUGAUGCGGUGAGGCACCGUUCGCGCCGCCACCACCAUGACCGCGACCCGCAGCAGCAGCACCAGCAGCGUCGCCACCAUGGUCGCCACGAAGCACGCAGCGUCGACAACGGCGGACGCAGUGGCAGCAGCACCCGCGGAAGCAGCUGGUCCCGCGCGGGCGGAGUCCUCCGCGCGCUUUGCGCGGUUGUGCUCUCCGCCGCCCUCUUCCUUUCCGCCCACCGCCCCCUCUCCGCCCUCUCUCCCACGUUGUCCUUCCUCGAACCUGCCGAGCAGGUCUGGAAGACGUACCUCUCUGCCGUGCCUGGAGCUUGGUUCGGCAAUGGUGAAGGGGAAGCAGGCUCCAGGCUCGGAAUCACGCUUGGGAACGGCUGGAAGGCAGUUGCGGGCCGAACCUCGGUGCUCUGGGAAGCGAGCGAGCCUCAGCCAAUGGGGGCGUUCCAAGGGAUGAGCUGGGCGGCAUCGGUUGGUGGGAAGCCAGGCGGGGAAAAGGAGGAGGCAGACUUGAAUACAAAUGACAUUUCAGCUAGCCAUGGUCAUCCUCAGAUCUGCGAUGGUGUUUCGCAGAUCCGCGAUUCAGACUUGGCUUCCGCAGAGGAGGAGGAGAAGGAGGAGGGAGGCUUCGACUCUCCGGAUUCCACGGGAACGAGCUCAGAUUUGGUUGUGCAGCAGCAGCAGGAGGAGGAGGAGGAGACGGUGGUGGUUGCGGUUACCACGGGAGAAGAGGCAGGAAUGGUUACGGAGAAGCAAGCUGUGCUGGUUACGCAGCAAGCAUGGGAUGAGAGGGUUGAGAAGCACGAGGGUGCUGCGGCUGCUGUGGUUGUUUCGACCGGUGUGGAUGGGAAGGAAGGCGGCGAGGAGAUUGCUUUGACUGCUGGUGGAAGUGGUGCAGUGACGGCUUGUGAUGCUGCUGACGUGGAAGAUGCUGACGUGGAAGACGCUGACGUCGAAGAUGCUGACGCUUCUCCUGAGGGACGUGUGGCUGAUAUCGCAGAGCCAGCAGCGGGUGACUGUUCUUCUGCUUCAGCAGCCGUCUGCCCUGCCGACGCCGCUGCCACUGCCACUGCCACAGCUGCUGCCACUGCCACUGCCACAGCUGCUGCCACUGCUGUGCAAGAGGCUGUAGCGCCUGCGGAACCCAGCGCUACAGCCGACCUUGCAGCAGGUACAGCUGCCGCUGCUACUGAUGUGGGGGAGGGAAGGGUGCUUCCAGGGGCAGAGGAGGCGGUGUGGGAGGUGGAGCAGGCGGAGCAGAACCUUGAAGCUGAGGCUACAGCCACCGCUGAUACAUUAGUCGCUGCUACAGCCGCCACUACUACGGCUGGUGAGACAGAGGGUACGUCCCUACCGGAAGCGGAGGAGAUGGCAUGGGCGCUAGAGGAGGCGGAGCAGCAAAGCUUGGCAGAUCAGCAGCAGCAGAUGCUGGUUGCGGCUGCUGUGGUGGUGGCUGUCGCUGCUGCUGCCGCUGUAACCGCCACUGCUCUCCUCCGUUCCUCCAGAGCUUCAGCAGCAGCAACAGCAGCAGCAGCAGCAGCUCCUCACCCUGCUGCCUCUCACGGCCUCUCCGCUCGUGCUGGGUCCCAGGCUAUGUCUCUUGGUUCACACGGGGGAGGAGGAGGAGGAAGGCAGCAGCAGCAGCAGAGAGAGCAAGUGCUGCAGGCGCAGCAGCAGCAGUGGGAUCAGAUGAAAAUGGGGUGGCAGGCCGGGGGAACGGGCGGAAGCGUGGGCGGAAGCAUGGGGGGAGGCAUGGGCGGAGGCAUGGGGGGCGCGGGGGGGCAUAGCCCCGUGGGGAUGGCGCAGAUGGUGGCGGUGGGGGACGUGCUGGUGGCAGUGGGGGGCGAUGGGGAGGGGGAGGGGGGUGCGCAGGGAGGCACGGGGUCGCCAGGAGGGUACGGGCGGUACAACGCGUUCAAGCCUGUGGUGGUGCGCGAGGUGAGUCCGGUCGUGGUGUGUGAGGGAUCAGAGCAGCAGGUGGUGCUCACGCCAGUGAAGCGCUGCAGCCGCCUGCGCAUGGCCGGAUCAGAGCAGCAGGUGGUGCUCACGCCAGUGAAGCGCUCCAGCCGCCUGCGCAUGGCCGGAUCAGAGCAGCAGGUGGUGCUGACCCCAGUGAAGCGCUCCAGCCGCCUGCGCAUGGCCGUCAGUGGCGCCACUCCUUCUGUCAGCGGCUUCUCUCAGCCCACCAGCAGCUACGCUGGGGGAGGGAUCAACCAUGGUGUGGUCAACCGGCCUUGA